Aspergillus puulaauensis is the source of this 795-nucleotide messenger RNA. Its product is annotated as ESCRT-II subunit protein SNF8. The record is from RefSeq and is a predicted model, not a curated record. Gene Ontology annotation, biological process: protein transport to vacuole involved in ubiquitin-dependent protein catabolic process via the multivesicular body sorting pathway. The coding region runs from base 1 to 795 and encodes 264 amino acids. Lineage: Eukaryota; Fungi; Ascomycota; Eurotiomycetes; Eurotiales; Aspergillaceae. Gene Ontology annotation, cellular component: ESCRT II complex. The transcript has 2 exons.
AUGGCCUCUCGUCGGGGAGUUGGGCUUGGUGCCUUUGCGAACCGCACUCAAGCCACACAAUCGUACGCUAACCAUGGCGCAAACCUACGCUCCACGCACACCUCCUCGCUCCAGACCCAGCUCUCUGUCUUCCAGAACUUACUCCAUACCUUCGCGCUGGAGCAUAGCUCAACAAUCAAAUCGAAUCCGACCUUCCGCGCAGAGUUUGCGCGAAUGUGCAAUGUCAUUGGCGUCGACCCUCUUGCAGCCAGUAACGUGAAAGGCAAAAAUGCACGCAAGGGCCUCGGCGAUGGAGCCAGCUUCUGGACGCAGAUUAUGGGUGGGGACAUGAACGACUUCUACUUUGAGGUCGCUGUCCGGGUAGUGGAGCUUUGUCGUGAUACACGUAGUGAGAAUGGAGGUUUACUCGGUGUUCAGGAGUGUCGGAAGCGUGUAGGUAAGGGAAAGGCGAUUGGUAGUGGACUUGAAGUAACAGACGACGAUGUUCUACGUGCCGUGAAGUCUCUUGAACCCCUUGGCUCAGGGUUCUCUAUCAUUCUGGUCGGCAGCAAACAAUAUAUUCGCUCUAUCCCAAAAGAGCUGAAUACAGACCAAUCUACCGUUCUCGAAGCCAUCCAAAUACUAGGCUAUGUGAGCGUUUCAAUGUUACAAAUUAAUCUCAAUUGGGAAAAGGCUCGCGCAAAAACGGUUCUCGACGAUCUUCUUGCAGAUGGUCUUGUUUGGGUGGAUCUCCAAUGCGCAGAAAAGGAAUAUUGGUCGCCUCAGAAACUCUUCAAUGAUGGCGAUGAUGGUUGA